AAACCUGUAACAUAGGAACGGUGAACUGUCACGUCUUGUUCCAACUGAGUAAAAUUACCAAACGAACCGUCACUCACGUUGAGGGUCAAAUGUUUUGAGUAUGUGCUAGUAACGUUGGUGUUAAAGAAAUGUCAAGUUUCUCCCGAUCAGCCCAGCAAUGGGCGACCUUCGCUCGUUCGUGGUUCCUAAUCGAUGCCAGGAUGCAGCCUCCUGGGAAGAUUGCGACCAUGUGUGCUAUUAGAUUACAGGGGAAACACAAGCCUAUCUACCAUGCAAUGAGUGACUGUGGUGACCAUGUAGUAGUAAUAAACACCAAACACAUAGCUUUCUCUGGAAACAAGUGGGAGCAGAAAGUGUACUCAUCACACACGGGGUAUCCAGGUGGAUUCAAACAGGUCACAGCAGCCCAGCUGCACCACAAAGACCCCAAAGCUAUUGUGAAGUUAGCGGUUUACGGCAUGCUGCCGAGGAAUCUGCAGCGACGCACCAUGAUGCAGCGAUUACACAUCUUUUCUGAUGACGAGCUGCCAGGUGACAUCCGAGCAAACCUGACGGAGGAGCUGCCUCAGCCCAGAGAAAUCCCCAGGAAACUCAGCGAGUACACGCAGGAGGAGAUAGACGCCUUCCCCAGGCUGUGGACACCACCUGAAGACUACAAGAUGAAAUAAAAUCAAGGCUGCCCGACAUGACCAAACCUGAAAACACAGAAACUAGCAACAGAUUCCUUGAUUAUAUUACCUGACCAAGUAUUAUAAAACUCAGAGGCCUUUUAAUAGGAUCUGUUUCAAGAUGUUAUCUGUUUUAAAACAAAACCAAUUUUCCCUGUUCAGAUGAAACAAUGCAAUAAACAACUUCAGAUUUUGUUUGACUGAAGUCAUAAUCUGGAUGCCAACAUCAUCAACAUAAUACCAUAUAUUAAAAAUAUGUCUGUCAGUGGUAUUAACAUUGACAGCAGACCUGAAUUAUCCAGCAACAGCUUGAGAUUUUACCAUGUGACUCAUCUCUAAUCAGAGGAAAUCAGAUUCUGUCAGCUGAUCAGCCCAUUAAAUGAUGUGCGUUUGUUACAAGUUAUCCUGUCUUCACAGCAAAACCAGUUAAUGUGAUACUAUGAUGUUGUUUCAGUAGAAAAUAUUAACUUUGGUCAGAAAAUCUGGAGCAUUUUGUCUAGUCAGUGUGUUAGAAAUUUCUGGAGUUAAAGUGUAAAUCAGUUCCAUUCAGUUGUAAAAUAGGCUAAUAAACAAUUUAAUAAACCUG
This is a messenger RNA of Scatophagus argus, 1254 nucleotides long. RefSeq names its product mitochondrial ribosomal protein L13 (gene mrpl13). Bases 129 to 668 code for a protein of 179 amino acids. Gene Ontology annotation, biological process: translation; negative regulation of translation. Lineage: Eukaryota; Metazoa; Chordata; Actinopteri; Scatophagidae. The transcript has 7 exons. Gene Ontology annotation, cellular component: ribosome; mitochondrial large ribosomal subunit. The record is from RefSeq and is a predicted model, not a curated record. Gene Ontology annotation, molecular function: structural constituent of ribosome; mRNA binding.